Messenger RNA from Ctenopharyngodon idella (grass carp), 4335 nucleotides. RefSeq names its product sperm antigen with calponin homology and coiled-coil domains 1 (gene specc1). Gene Ontology annotation, molecular function: protein binding. NCBI's taxonomy places the organism in Eukaryota, Metazoa, Chordata, Actinopteri, Cypriniformes, Xenocyprididae. Bases 174 to 3284 code for a protein of 1036 amino acids. The transcript has 15 exons. Gene Ontology annotation, cellular component: microtubule organizing center; filamentous actin. Gene Ontology annotation, biological process: actin cytoskeleton organization. The record is from RefSeq and is a predicted model, not a curated record.
CCAACUACAAUACCCAGCGUGCCCCUCGUUCACUGCACCAAAAUGUCGCGCGCUCCACCUGGCGGAGACGUUGGUUUUGGCGCUCAAGCAUCUUCAGUUGGUAGCAGCGGCCAGCGGUGCUUCUCGGCGUCAGGGAACAGAACAAGUAGCGAGAGUCGUGAACUGAGAAGAUCAUGUUGAAAGGGGGCACCGUCAAGGCGGCACUGUCCAGAAUGGGUGCUCCAGAGCGUGCAAAACUGUCUACAAAUAGCUCUCAAGGCUCUUACUCCAGCAACAUCGGGAUGAAGACCUCGAGAUCAUCCAGCACCAUCGCCUCUGAUCUGCGACUUAGCAAGAUAAAAAGGGCGAGCAGUGAUGAUGCUCUGGCUAAACCUGUUCUGGGUUCAGUGGCUGCAGUGUCCCGCAUGAAGAAGACCAUCACCACAGGAGCCAUCUCUGAGCUUACAGACAACAGACCACGCAGCACUUCAAGUGUCCAGUCAACCAAAAAGUCAGGGAUCCCAGCUCCUCGUGAGAUCCCGCAUAGCAUCUCCAGAGAACGUGUCUCAUUGCGUGACCAACAGAAAAGCUCUACAGCCAAAAAGAUGGUCACCAGUGCCAGCACCUCCAGCCUGUCCACGCUGACCAAGCAUUCUCGUGGCUCUGUCAAGACCAAAGCAGAGUCUGUUGUUUUGGACAAGACUCUGCUGGAGAGUCAGGUGAGGGAGCUCCUGGCUGAGGCCAAAACCAAAGAGUUUGAGAUCAGUAAGUUACGGAUGGAGCUCCAACGACACAAAGGGAAGGAUUCAUUAUCAGAGGCUUGUACACCAGAGGGGAGUUCAGAGAUAGAAAAGACACCGACACAGCCUGACGAUAUCCAGGUGCUCGUAGGGGAACUGAGGGAGAAGAAUGGACGUUUCCAGCGUGAGUUGGCCACUUUGCGGGAAGAGAAUCAGGCUUUGAAGCAGAAGCUUAUUACAUUAGAGAGCACUACAACACUGCUCACCAGCUCCAGCAAGCAUUCAGUUAAUGGGGUUUUACCAGAUAAUACCACUUUAGAUGCCGUAAACGGAAGCCACCUUAAAACUUCUGUGUCAUCUGGUAGUGAAGGCUCUCCUUUACCCUCCUCAGACUCCUCAGAGUUUGAGAAGAUUCCCUCACUUUCAGACUCAGUCACUGGCAGCAUUAAGAGUGUUGUGCCCAGUGGUGUGGUGAAAGAGCUCUCAGUGCAGUCCCUGACAGACCGCAUCCAGAAGAUGGAAGAGAGUCAUCACAGUACGGCCGAAGAACUACAGGCCACUCUACAGGAGCUGGCCGACCAGCAACAGGUUGUCCAGGAGCUAACAGCUGAAAAUGAGCGUCUCGCGGAGGAGAAGGGCCUCUUACAGACUUCCCUACAGCAGCAAAGGGAGCGUGUAGAACUAUUGGCACAACAGAAUGAGUCCCUUCUCCAGAGGCUCAGAGAACAACCUCAAAGUCAAGAAGCUGAGGCUUCACGUGCCUCUCGGGUUGCAGAGCUUGAACAGCGUUUGGCUGAGCAUGUGGAGAGCUCCCGCUUCGAAAGAGAGAAGCUGGUUGACAUCCAGCAGCAGCUUACAGGGAGUCUUAGAGCUCUGGAAAAGGAGAAUCAGGAGGCACAAAUUGCUGUGAAGAGCUUAAAUGAAGAAUUAGAGCUUCUUCAAGGGCAUCUGGAUAGCGAGAAGGUUGCUAGAGAUGAGGCGGUGAGGAAAACUGAGGAACAGCGGCUAUCCUCUGAGGCUUUGAGAGUGGAGAAUAUCAGUCUGAAGACGCAGGUUGAGGUGGAGAGGCAGAAGGUAGCUGAGUUGAAGGCAGUGCAGAGCGCCAGUGACAACACAGAGUUGCAAAGUCUGCUCAAAGCAGCGCAUGAAGAUAGAGACAAGCUGAAGCUGAGCUGCACGGAGCUACGACAAGAGCUGCAGCAGGUGCGUAGUACAACGGAAUGUGCUCAGGACGCGCUAGACAAGGUGGAGGCAGACCGGCAGCAGCUGUUGGAAAAGGUGGAGAAACAGGAACAAGAUCAUAAAGCCAACAUGCUCGCUCUAGAGGAGAAGAGCAAAGAUGCUGAGAACCAGAUCAAAGACCUGAAAGAGACCAUCUUUGAGCUUGAGGACCAGGUGGAGCAACAACGGGCAGUUAGACUGCACAUCAAUCAGAACAUCCUGGACCUUGAGAAUCAAAUCAAGAGGCUGGAAGAAAACAAGGCUGAGCUGGAGAAGCACAUUAAGGCCAUGAAUAAACAGAUGAAGGAUGAGACAGAGGAGUGGCGCCGUUUCCAGGCUGACCUCCAGACAGCAGUAGUAGUCGCCAAUGACAUAAAGGUGGAAGCUCAGCAGGAGCUGCGCACACUGCGCAGACGUCUGCAGGAGGAGCAGGAGCACAGCGCAAAACUGGCUUCAGAGUUGGAGCAGAUCCAGGGCACCAGGUCAUGGAAUGAAGAUGUUAGUCUCUCUGACUCAGAUGGCAGUCUUCACUGGUGCCAAAUGACCAUGUCCCAGAAUGCACCCGUCAGUUUCCUAACCGAUGGCAGUGGGAGUGGAAGCAGCACGUCCUCAGAACCAGGAGCCACGGUCAAAUCUCUCAUCAAGUCAUUUGACACAGCUGUGCCGAAUGGACCCAGCAGCUCAGUACAGAUACAUACAUCUCCCAGAAGCCCCCUAAGUGGCAUACCAGUCCGUACAGCCCCUGCUGCUGCUGUCUCACCAAUUCAGAGGCACUCUGGAAUCAAGCAACUGUCAAAGACCCUUGAGAGAAGAAUCGCCUUUGGAGAUUUCCCCCACAAUGGGUCGUGUGAUGAACUGAAGCCCUCAUCUCUUAUGAGGAAAAGUCCAUCCCUCGAGUCAGUAAUUAAAACUCCAGCUCACUUCAACGCCCGUACCUCCUCAUUUUCUUACAACAGAGCCAACAGCAAACUAAAUGUGGAAAGAACAGACCCUCUGUCUGCUCUGGCGCGGGAGUAUGGUGGAUCUAAGAGGAACGCUCUACUGAAGUGGUGCCAGAAGAAAACAGAGGGCUAUCCGAAUAUAGAUGUGACAAACUUCAGUAGCAGCUGGAGUGAUGGCCUGGUGUUCUGUGCUCUUUUACACACAUAUCUGCCUGCACACAUCCCUUACCAGGAGCUCAUCAGCCAAGACAAGGGGCGAAAUCUCACUCUGGCUUUCCAAGCAGCCGAAAGCAUUGGUAUCAAGCCCUCUCUGGACAUUGAUGAGUUGAUGCACACAGACAGACCAGACUGGCAAAGUGUAAUGCAGUAUGUGUCUCAGAUCUAUAAGUACUUUGAGACUUAAUGUUUGACUGGAAGACAUGAAGAGGAAGAAGAAGAUGGGGCACAGAAGCACUUUUUUUUCCUGGUCCAGUUCUUCCUUCACAGCCAGUGUUUCUAAAUACACAGACAGACAUACAGUUCUGAAGUGUUCACACCAGUCAGGUUCUCGCUCUAAAUGCAACCAGCAUAUCAUAUAAGUCCAAUAGUCAUUCAUGUCUCAUAUGGACUUUACUCAGUUUUUGAAGUUUGAAGUUGCUUGCUGAGUGUAGGUUUGCAGUCUUGCACUGAAACUGGUAUACAGUUUUUUAAUAUGCAAAUUUUUGCUAAGAGUUCAAGUGCAUCUUUAUAAAGAAAGUAUUAUUACCCAAAUCUAUAUAUUAGCAUACUUAUAUAUUGAUAUACUUAUUUUUAAAAUUUUAGUUUUCCCACAAAUAAUUUUAAAGACUUGUAAUAUGAAAUUAAGUUUCAUGUUUUGUUGAAAAGUUGUAGUUUGUCACUCAGAGAGACAAAUACAUUGAAACCUUUAAAUGUCCCAACAAUUAUUUAACAGACUUAUGUGCAUUUACAUAUUCCUCAUUAACAAAUGUUAAGAUUAUUUCUCUAUUACUCUAGUUAAUUAUUACCUGAAAACAUGUCAGAAAGUCAUUAUCUGGUUGAAUACUAUAAGACUGUUUCAAACAACCAUUAUUGAUUGUUUAAUGCUUUUGUGCCUGUUUAAAUUACAUAGGAUGUGUUUAAUGAAAGGAUUUAAACAAUGUUUUAAAAAAGUAUCAAUAUUGGAAAAAUACUCUCACAGAAAUGUGUUUAGGCUAGUUAGCAGUGUCAUUUGUGCCAAAUUCUAACAAAUGUUGAGUUUCACACUUUUUUUAAUUUAAGCGCAUAGACAAUUGAUAACCAAAUUAAAAUACAUACAAAAUCUGUGUUUUAUAACAUUUUCUUUUUGGAAAUGCUAUUUAUUGACUUCUUUACUUUUAAAUAUUUCAAUUGCAAAGUUUUCAAUUUGAAACUUUUCAGUUUUGCCUCAUGACAGUAGAUGUUUAAUUGAUGGUAAUAAAGUCUUUUGUCAUCAUAUA